Messenger RNA from Amborella trichopoda, 1384 nucleotides. Lineage: Eukaryota; Viridiplantae; Streptophyta; Magnoliopsida; Amborellales; Amborellaceae. The record is from RefSeq and is a predicted model, not a curated record.
AGAGGGCUUUCUAGUUAGCAUUGGUGUGCUUUUACCACGGAGAGAGACAAAGGGAGGCCUUGUUCCUUUAUUUGGGAGAGAGUUAUAUUUUGGCGCCAGCAUUCAAAGAGAGGGGAAAAGAAGAUGCAGCAGGGCAAUAACAGUGAAGCGGAGGUCGGCCCCUCUGUAAAACUUGCUCUCGCCAUUGCUCUCCUGCGCUCACGCAAUUCAGAUUCCUCCAAAGAUGUUCUGCACUGGAAGAGAAAGGCAAAGGAAAGAAAAAAGGAGUUGAUGAAGCUCGAAGAAGAACUCAAGGAUGUACAAGAUGGAAUUCAACGUGAGAUUUUCUCUCAAGGCCCUUCUUGCAAGUGCCAUUUCUUUGAGGAUUGUGGGAACCUGAAUUCAAAACUUUCGUCCCAGGGGGAAGAUGGCACUGCAUUUAGGGUGAACCAAGUUUUGUGUCGAAGGUUUCUAAGACAAGUUCGCUUAAAGGAGAGGACAAAAAAGCCUAAUGGUGCAACAGUCAGCCUGAGAGUUGCUAAAGAGUUUGAGGGUUAUGGAGAGAAAGAACAGCUUGCUACCUCUGUAGACUUUCUUAUGGAGCUUGUCAGCACGAAAUUGCUUGUGGACAAUAUGCCUUCAUUUGCUACUUUUUCACAUCAAGCCGUGGACUUUAUAAUAGCUUCAAUUAAAAACUUAUUGUCAAGAGGAGAAAAUAACGAAUUCGUUGAAGGGGUUAUCAACGGCUUGAUCGUGUGUUUGACGAGAAGGAUGUGCAUAUCUACACAUCCAGAUGGAUUGUCAAAUCCCAAUUCUGAAUCUCAAUUUUUUAUCCAACACCUCAUUCGUAAGCUGGGAAGUCAACCUUACAUUGGUCUACGCACAUUGCUUUCAGUUUCUCAAAAGAUAGCCACAACUGCAGAUGGCUUGCUUUUUAUGGAUCCAUUUUCUGAUGUUGUGCCUAAUGUCCAUGACAGCAUGUUCUUGAUGAUUCAACUUACAGAAUUUUUAGUCACAGACAAUAUUUACAUGUGGGCAACUGAUGGAGUUCUUGAAAAUGGUCUAUUUGAAGAGUGGGUGAAAUGGAUAGGGCAAGCAAAGAAGGCAUUAGAGAUUCUUGAAAACAGGAAUGGUCUUUAUGUUCUGUAUAUGGACAGGGUAAUUGGAGAAUUAUCGAAACAGGAAGCAAAAUAAAUGGACCCAUUGCAUGUGUCUUUACGACCAUCGAAACUAGGAUCCUCUUCUUAUCAAAAGUGGACCCACGUUGGAUUUGUCCAGCUCCCACUUAGAAAUGCCUUCCCUCCACCAUUGGGUUGCAUAUUCGUUGCUACAAAUUUUUUACAGGCCCUCUCUACUUUCUUUGACUUUUUGCACCCUGUUGGCAUCCCUUUACUCUUCCAUCUUC